Dissoconium aciculare CBS 342.82 is the source of this 774-nucleotide messenger RNA. RefSeq lists its product as uncharacterized. NCBI's taxonomy places the organism in Eukaryota, Fungi, Ascomycota, Dothideomycetes, Mycosphaerellales, Dissoconiaceae. The transcript has 3 exons. The coding region runs from base 1 to 774 and encodes 257 amino acids. The record is from RefSeq and is a predicted model, not a curated record.
AUGCCAGGUGUUCCUCCCAAUGCGGUCGAGAACCUCAAGCGGGUGAUGAAGGGGAUGUUCAAGCGAGCGACGUCGAAGAAACAGGACCAGGAAGAAAAGCCAGCUGCGACUCCCGCCGCGGCAGGCAAUGUCGCAUCGAGCCAACCUGCCGCCGCAAUACCAGGCACGUCAUCUACAACGACCACCGUUGGUCAGCAGGGCUCGAAUACACAGCUGCCAGCAACACAGCCUACGGCAGUAGACCACACAAAGCCUUUGACCACACCCGCAACAUCGAGCGCGACGCCCGCCACAAUUGCGACCGCCACCAACACUACUGCAGCAGCCGCAACAAUCCCUACCCAGGCAGUCGAAUCCUCUCCGAUUGGACCUGCGAAUCCGACAGGUAGCGCACCGCCUCCCUCCGAAGCAGACCGGCCUGCUCCAGCACCAACAGCAGCCGUGCAAGCACCACCGGUUGCCACAUCGUCGCCCAAAGUCUCAGCGACCGAGGAUACGCCUGAAGUUGUUGGCAAAGGCUCGGUUCAGGCGACUGAAGCACCAGCUGAGUCCGAAGCAAAGUCGGACACGAGCGCGCCUCUUUCGCUUCCUAGUGCGACGCCGCAGGUGCCUGUCAAGGAUUCGGAGUCAGUCGGGAAAGAAGCUGUUGCUGCGAAGCCGGAAAAGGCCCCUGAGCCCGGUGCUCCAACCUCUGUUGCGCCUCAAGCUGCGCCAGGCAUGAGUGCAACAUCUGGCCCGCUGGAAGACUUUCCCACAAGCGACAAGUCGCCAUGA